CGGGCGGGGACGGGGCCAGCCCGAGGAAAUCAAACGGCCCCGACAUGAAUUAGGCGGCGGGCUGCAGAGGGGAGGGUCCCCCUCGCCCGCCCUUCCCGCACGGCGCCCGGCGGGAGCAGCGCCGCCCCGCACGGAGCCGGCGGUCGGGGCACACACGCACACGCGGCGCAGGCAGGCAGGCGGCGGGGGCGGGCCGGCCGGCCGGGGGGGGCCGGCAGAUGAAGAUGGCAAUGUCUGUGAUCCAAGCGUGCCGCAGCCUGGCUCUCUCAACAUGGCUGCUGUCCUUUUGUUUCGUGCAUCUGCUGUGCCUGGACUUCACCGUGGCCGAGAAGGAGGAGUGGUACACGGCCUUCGUCAACAUCACUUACGCCGACCCGGCGGGCGGCAGCGCCGAGCUCCGCAGCGAGAAGAGCGAGUGCGGACGCUACGGCGACCAGUCGCCCAAGCAGGACGCCCGCGGGCAGGUGGCCCUCUCCGCCUCGCCCGCCGACCGCUACGCCUGCGACCCCGGCACCCGCUUCAACGCCCCGGCGCCGGGCAAGAGCUGGGUGGCCCUCAUCCCGCGGGGCAACUGCUCCUACAAGGACAAGAUCCGCCACGCCGCCGCCCAGAACGCCUCCGCCGUCGUCAUUUACAACGUGGGCUCCAGCAACGCCAACGAGACCAUCACCAUGCCCUACGCAGGCCUAGAUGAUGUUGUAGCAAUAAUGAUUCCUGAACCCAAAGGAAAAGAGAUAGUGAGCCUCCUGGAGAGGAACAUCACUGUGAUGAUGUAUAUAACAAUAGGGACACGAAACCUGCAGAAGUACGUUAGCCGGACGUCCGUGGUGUUUGUCUCCAUCUCCUUCAUCGUGCUGAUGAUAAUCUCGCUGGCGUGGCUGGUCUUCUACUACAUCCAGCGGUUUCGCUACGCAAAUGCCAGGGACAGGAAUCAGCGCCGGCUUGGAGAUGCUGCAAAGAAAGCAAUCAGCAAGCUGCAAGUCAGAACAAUCAGGAAAGGUGAUAAGGAAACUGAACCAGACUUUGAUAACUGUGCUGUUUGUAUUGAAGGUUACAAACCCAAUGAUGUUGUCAGAAUUUUACCUUGCAGGCAUCUUUUUCACAAGUCCUGUGUAGACCCCUGGCUGCUCGACCAUCGUACCUGCCCUAUGUGCAAAAUGAAUAUUUUAAAAGCUCUAGGGAUCCCGCCCAACGCGGAUUGUAUGGAUGAUAUACCUCCGGACUUGGAAGCCUCCAUAGGAGGACCACCAACCAACCAGAUAACAGGAGCCAGUGAUAUAACAGUGAACGAGAGCUCUGUAGCCCUGGAUCCCCCGGUGCGGACUGUGGGAGUGCUACAAGUAAUCCAAGACGUAGACUCCUUUCCCCAGGCUGGGGAGGGUAACUUCACAACAAGCAAUGAACAGGAGCCAGCAGUCAGCAGCGAUUCAGAUAUUUCAUUGAUUAUGGCCAUGGAGGUUGGACUGUCCGAUGUGGAGCUUUCCACUGACCAAGACUGCGAAGAGGUGAAGUCUUGAAAAACAAACAGAGCUCUGAGACUAAACUACAGGGGAGGGCCACAGGGAGGGACCGAGUCAACCUUCUAGGAUUUGGACCAGUCACACACUUGCCUCCAGAUCACUGUCACUCCUGCACACUCCAUUCUGAGAUGGUCACGAAAAGCAAUAGCAACAAUUGUGUCUGCCUGGAUGCAGUUUCAUCAUCUACAUACAUUCAUAAUGUUCAUAUGGGAGAUGAACGCUUCCAGUUUGCCCACGUGCUUGAGAGCAGUCAUGUAACUCUUCAGUGGCUCAUAACUACGCAACUGAAAUGACAGCUUGAGUGUUUUCUACACUUGUUUGAUCGCGUUUUUGUUUCUUUUUUUUUGAAGAGGUAUGUUUGUUAUGUUUGUUUGUUUGUUUAUAGUUUGUUAUGAAUAGACAUUCUUUUCAUUGACUGACCCCAGCUUUUUCAAGAGUUCAAUCCAGAAACCAGAAUUCCUCGUUCACUGGUCACUUAAUGAUCCCACUCCAGGAUCUAUCAUUUCCUGCUGUUUCUUCAUGAAGUACACAUGGCUUCAGAGGGACGGUGCACCAGCAUCCUGUGUUAAUGUGAAACCUGCUUACAUUAAGUGGAGCCUGGGAAAUGUUGUAAUCUGAAGGUCUUUAUUUGUAAGAGAGCUCUGAAUUAACAAAGAUUUCUGAGAUUUGGUUCAAAACAGCAUUAUUUUGGCUUCUACAUAGAGCUCUCUUUGUGACAAGUAUGAUACAGAGUUGAGGGAGACAAAGAAGUGCAUCAAGCUUCACCUCAUCCUCGUAGUCCUUUGCUGCAUUUUAUGCUGUUAGUAUGUCAACAUGUAUGUUAACAUGUAGUAUGUCAGUACGUACUACAUGUUAGUAUGUACCUACUUGCUUAUACAUAUACCAAACCGUUCUGGGUAGAGAGGAAGGAAUUUGGAAAUUAACAGAAGUAACACAAAUCAAAACAUCAAAAUAAUAAUGAUCUGUGAUUACAUUUAAUCCAUCCUGAACUAUGCUUCCAGGGAAAAGCUCAUCAUUACUUGCUCAACGUAAGAUUUCAUUUUUCAGUCAAAAUAUUCAACUGUGAAUAAGCAUUCUUAGCUUCCUGUUCUACAAGAGUAAAGAGUUUCUGUUGACAGUCAGAUGAUUUGAAUCACAUUACUGCCUCCUGAGUAAGUCAGCAGAAUCAACGAUUCAUCUUACAUUGAAAUUUCAUGGAGAGGUCAAACAUUUUCACUUGUAUCACAGCAGCAUCUCAAAACACAACUGUUAGGGUUUCUUGCUGUAUCUAAAUUUCCUUUUCCACAGCUCAGCUGUGGAAAACAGCUCCCACCCAAAAUUCAGCUCGUCAGAUUUUAUUCAGGAAUAAAUGUGUUUAGAACUGUACCUAAAAUUCUGGACAACUUGCUUGUUUAUUGCAGGAAGAAAGAAGAAUUAUACUCCAUGCUUUGGGUUCAGCUAGAAUUCCAUUCGUUUUACAGCUUUUUUUUUUUUUAAUGUUCUUAGUCCCUGAAUUGUAGGGUAUGUUUGAGGCUUGAGAACCAUGAUCCAGAUAUGCACUGUUACGUUUUUAUUAGCCAUUCAAAAGAACAUCUCUCCUUAAUUAAAGAGAUGCAAGCGGUUUGAAAUCUGUUUGAUUUGAAAAGGACAUUAGAGAUUGUUAGGGAGGAUGCAGCUGAGUCACUCUUGCCAAUAUUUGUGUUUCUGUUACUAUAUUUUCUGUAUUCUUUAAUGUCUUCUCUAUUCCCUGCCACUCUGGGUAAGGCCCCCACUGUCAGGGGAACAAUGCUUAAAUUUACCUCUUCACAACAGAGUUUACACAAAGUACCACAUCAGCUCCACUUAAGCUCUGAAUACUGUGCUGAAACGAGAUGUAAGUGGUGCUUACACUUCCUGUUGGCCCUUUACAUAGUAGUGAAACAUUGCUGAUGACUGUAGGGAAAAGAGAGAAGCUGGUUAUACACAGACAGGUCUCCCAAUGGGAAGUACAGAUACUGGUACAUUAUCUUCUCUAGCACUGGAGCCUGGGUGCUACAUGUCACAGAACAUCAUGAACACGAUGUCCGAGUUGUCAGUGAUCCUUUCACACCCACCUGCUGCAGCCCAGCACACAGACAAAGCUCUUGUAGUUUCGGAGGACCUGCCAGAAAGUCUUCAUUUUGUUUCGCCAGAGGAAUUAAGUUAAUGGACAAAUUGAUUAAUUAUCUGUUGCUAUAAUGGAGUCCCCUGCAGUACAGCACAGCAAACGAGGUCUGUGCUUGCACCAGAGGCUGUAAAAAAGGCGAGGCAGGAGGUGAAACAUCCAGUUAAUGGUGGAGAGGGUCGUUUGCAUGGCAAAAUCGUUAAAGGGUGCUAUGCUAAAUGCAGCAGCAUGUAGUAACUGAGCCCCUGCCCAUAUUGCUAGGAGCAGUAAUACUUCUCCUAAGUAUCCCAUCCUAGAUCAGUCCCUUGGCGCCCAGGGCUGGCCACCCUCAUGGGCACGGCGCUUGGCUGGGUAAGAUGUUUUUACGUCUCACCAUAUUCUAGUCUUUCAAAAGAGUCAUCCUAGCAAAUCUGGGCCAAGAGUGUUUUGGCUUUUGUUUUCCAAAAACAAAAGGUUUUUGUUUACCUGCAGUUUUGCUCAGGAAAGAUGUUUCUCCAUCUCUCUCCUUCAGUGUUGUGUAGCUCUGAGUGCUGUGAAGUGAUCACAAGUGCAAAGCCAGGUCGCACAUCACUGAAGGCAGAACCUAGGAAAGCACUUACGUAAAUGUUCUAAUCCAUCCUUGUUCGGAAAAGCACUUAUGGUUAAUUUUGGACUUGUACUGAAAUCACACUAUUUUCAACAGGUCUCCUAUGAACAUAUUUAAGCCCCUGUGUCAAAUGGAAAUGUUCUCCUAAAGUAGGACCUGGCUACCAGUGAUUUUUGUACCUAUGACCUGUGAAAUGCCUUGGGAAUUUGAGGUGCUUCAUAAAUAUUAAGACCCCAGAGGUUGGUUUGUAACAGACGAAAGCCUUAAUUCUGCAGAUCUGCAUGCCCAUGCACAGUUUUGCCUAUGUGAAUCUCUCCACCGUGAUUCUUCACAGGGUAAAAUGAAACCUCCUCACUGGCACAUUUGGGCAAAAUUAGUCCUUUCCUGAGAGCAUUUUGCAAUUCUUCAUUACUGUUGCCCACCAGCCCGGGGCUCUGCCAUUAAGCUGGUGGGAUUCAGCUGCUGGGGGCACAGAACAGAGAGUGGCCCUUGGCCUGCAGUGAUGGAAAAAUAAAAUCCUCAUGUGCCCUCUGACCAAUAGGGCUCAAGUAUGCAGUUCUGCACACUCGCACAGCGUGGCUUUACUGCUGCAGCCACUGCCUACUGCCAGGACAGCAGGGAUGGGGCAGUGGCUGCCUCCUCCACAGGGCUGGUGGCGAGAGGACAGCACAGCUCUCUGAGAAGUGUUCCUGUCGCUCUUCCUGCUCCUGUCACCUGAGGCUCUUUCCUCUGAUUUCCAUUUAGUGAGUAGCAUGUGGGAGAACAUUUGCCAGCUUGUCUUCAUUCCAGCUGUGUUGCAGAAUAAAACCUGGGCAAGCAGAGCCCUUGCUCUGCAUUCCCUUCAGUUUUCGUGGGUUUCACUAAGCUGCAUUCCCAAAGGUCUGUUCCGUAGGUAGGAGACAUAAGCAACUGUAUGAAUUCUGUGCUCAUAACCAACCUAAUGUAUGUGCGCAGUUGUGCAAGACACCAGUCCUGAAUCUCUUCCUCAGCUCACCCAUGCUGGUGGAGACCCUUGCUGUGGGUUUGGGGGGUUGUUUCUUUUCCCUGACUGGUUUAGAGCCUCAGGAAACAGAAUUGGGAUGAUUGUAGUGCUACAGUUUGUUCUUUAAGCAUUCUACAGAAUUACGUUUCCACAUAUGGGUAUGUAAGUACAUUGAUAUGUCUAUGGAAACUGUCGUGAAAACAAGCUGCUGCCAUUUUUAGAGUGUUUCCAUAUGUGAGAGAAUAUGGCAAUAAAGAAAAAGGCUUUAUAGAAGCUAUUUCAAAUAAAAAUACUGAAAUCACAUACAAGAGGUCCCCAGGAUCUCACUACUUUACUUUAACGAAAUCUGGGUCAGAUCCAGAUGAUGUUGUUGCAAGAAGGUCAGUACUUUGUCUCCUGUUGAACAACCAGUUUGUGAUAUGUUCUUAUUUUGUGAACAAAAUGAAUCCAAGCGCUGGAGACAGAUCUAGCUCAGAAUUCGGUGUUUCACAAAGAAUAUGCAUUUUGUGAUCUAAAGUCUUUGUUGUCAAACCUGGAAAUCCAGCCUCUUCUCCUCCUUGCUGAAUAAAAAGAAGUGCUCGUCUAACUUGAAAAAUUUGAAGCUCAGAGGAUGUUUGCACUUGGAUGGGUUGCCCUGGCAGAUAUCUUUCUGUAGUCCCCUUAACACCUCUGUGUCAUUAGUAUACAGUGGCAGAUUUUCCAUAAAAUGUAUUUUAGUUCCCAUUCUGGUUAAACCUGGAAUGCAGCUGUCGUAUAGAUUUUCCAGUCUUUUGCGUUGCAAACUUUUUCCUUGGAAUGUACAUUACAGCCCUAAGAGGAGAUUCAAUGGCAAACAGGCAAAGAUCAGGGCACAAGCCUUCAUGGACAACCUGCAGGCUGCAGGUCCUCGUGGUGGCAAUUGGUCUGCACUGAAAUGACAACACAGGUUGUGUUUGGCAGCAGGAGAUGCAUUUCAGCCCGGGCAGCUGGGAGUCUCCCAGGAUUUGUUUAUAAGAACCUCAUUCCUGCCUGGUCUCUGUCCAUAGAAAAUCUCAUGA
Messenger RNA from Numida meleagris (helmeted guineafowl), 6247 nucleotides. RefSeq names its product ring finger protein 150 (gene RNF150). NCBI's taxonomy places the organism in Eukaryota, Metazoa, Chordata, Aves, Galliformes, Numididae. The record is from RefSeq and is a predicted model, not a curated record. The coding region runs from base 219 to 1517 and encodes 432 amino acids. The transcript is spliced from 7 exons.